GUCCAGAGCGCUGACGGCUGACUGUUGGUUCACAAAAUUGUGCAAUUAUCAAGUGUUCUACAAGAUGGCGCUUCACCACAGUGUUGUCGGUCUGGUGUGUUUGCUGGCUUUUUGCCUUUCUGUGCAGGGCUUUUCCGACAGAAACCGCGCACAAGCAAAGAUCAAGUCCUUGCUGGAGAAGAUAGAAGAUAUUCUGAGUCUAGUAGGAGAGGAUACUGGCCAUGGCGAUAACAAGGUCCUACGACAACCGGCUACGGACCCCCUUUAUGGCUACUUCUCUGCUGUAGCUGGAGCGGACGGACAAAUUGAUGCCCAGGAGCUGCAGCGAUGCCUGACAUCGUCUGGGAUCAGCGGAACCUACCAGCCAUUUAGCCUGGAGACCAGUCGCAUCAUGAUCUCAAUGCUGGAUCGCGACUACAGUGGGAAGAUGGGGUUUAACGAGUUUAAGGAGCUGUGGGCUACUCUGAACCAGUGGAAGACAACCUUCAUGCAGUACGACAGGGACAGGAGUGGUACGGUCGAACCACACGAGCUACAGGCUGCCCUCACGUCUUGGGGAUACAAUCUGAGUCCACAGGCCCUGAACAUCAUCGUGAAGCGUUACGGUGUCGACGGGAAGAUCAAGUUUGACGACUUCGUGGCGUGUGCGAUUCGUCUGAGGAUGUUGACAGACCACUUCAGACGCCGUGACACUUCUGGGACAGGACAUGCCAACUUCGCAUACGACGAUUUUAUCCAGGUCGCGAUGAACAGCUGAAUACGACGGCUGUGCCAAGAACAGAUUCCAGUGCUGUCAACAUAAGCUAGCAGUAGAGUUGUUGUAAUGUUGGUAACUGGUAUCUUGAAAGUGGUAUCUUCAGUACUUGGGAAGGAGAAAUUUGCCUACAUGUGAUUAUCCAAUUCUAAAUAAGAUACGAUACCCUUAUUCGUAUUCAACUUACUGUGGUGCAAAUUGUUUCAUAGAAACAUUAACUUCUCAGAAAUGUAGUCUGAACUGUCUGAUAAACUCCAAACUCAACAUUCCAGGUAACAAAAAUGACAGCAGUACCAAAGGAAUAAUGACAAUUUUGAAAUAUUCCGAAUCAACAACAUUAUAAUUCAUAGUCAACUUGAAAUUGACUGUAACAGUUUUUAUUACCCCGACUAAAGCACUGCAUCUAUCGAUAGCAAUGAGUGUUAUACGAAGGUUUAGUCUGAUGCAUGCUUACUUUUCUUUGUUUUUCGGGUGUAUGACAUGAUAAGAUUAUGAUACCUACCAAGUGACUGAAAUAAAACUGACAAUAAGGAGAA
Molecule: messenger RNA, 1290 nt
Organism: Branchiostoma floridae (Florida lancelet)
Lineage: Eukaryota; Metazoa; Chordata; Leptocardii; Amphioxiformes; Branchiostomatidae
Product: sorcin-like
Exons: 10
Coding region: 65-757 (230 amino acids)
Molecular function (GO): calcium ion binding
Source: RefSeq, a predicted model, not a curated record